CAGUGAACUGCAACAACAAUCACCAUUGUGUUUUGGUCUGUCCGAACUAGUCACUCUAGUCUUUAAUUUGAUUCUCUGGAGUUAAGAAGGGUGCUGAACUGCUGAUCCAGUAUCGUUCAUUGAUUUCCUUUUUCCUCAUCUCUAGUUUUAUGAAUUUUAAAAGAUAUCACAAGGAUGGGCCUAGAAGACUAAGAAGAGUGGGUUUGAAGCAAGCCCCUCUAGCCAUUCACAGGUUGCCAAAUGUCAUAUUUAUGAGUUCCCACCUUCCAGUUGAGUUCCUUACAAGAGAUGGCAUAAUAUGUUGGUUGCUCAUUCAAUUAUAGCAUGCAGUAGAGAAAUCAUUAAUAUUGAAAGGUUGAAGAAGAUGUGAAGAUUAAAGAUUGGAGAUUGAAGAACAGAAGGGGCAGCCAAUCCAACCCUGGACCAUUUGGGGGCCAUGACUGACUCCAUGGAUUGUGGCAAUGUGGGGAAAUAAGAAGGGUGAUGGAAUGGUUUCAUCCUGUGGAGCAGAUGAGGUGGUGAGAGGGGUAAAAAAUUGGCAGUUAAGGAAGGAAGGAAGGAGUAAAAAGAACAAGUCUACCCCAAUUGUGUAAGGAGUAAAAAGUUAAUGUGACUCAAGUUGGAAUUUUAAUAUGGAAUUUUUUGUCUCUGUAUUGUUUUGGCCAAAUCAGUGAAAACUGAUGAAAGUCUAGGCCUUUUCAGGUCACCUUCUUCAAUCAAAGACAAAGACCACUCCUUUUCCUUUUUCAGUUUUUCUCCCCUAAAUUUCUCAUGGAUCCCAAGACCUCAAAGCAGCUUCAGGAGAUACCCAGCUUCUUGAGCCUCCCACAACCUCAGCAGCAGCAGCAACAACAACAACAUCAUCAUCAUCAACUUCCCAACACCAUGAGUGAGAACCACAACAACAGCAGCAGCAACAACAACAACAACAACAACGUUGUCAAACCGGCAGAGAUCAAAGACUUCCAGAUUGUGAUUGCGGACAAAGACGAAACCAAGAAGCAGUUGGCGCCCAAACGCAGCUCAAACAAAGACAGACACACAAAGGUGGAAGGCAGAGGGAGAAGGAUAAGGAUGCCGGCUCUUUGCGCCGCCAGAAUCUUCCAAUUGACUCGGGAAUUGGGCCACAAAUCGGACGGAGAAACAAUCCAAUGGCUGCUGCAGCAGGCCGAGCCGUCGAUCAUCGCAGCCACCGGAACGGGGACGAUCCCGGCGUCGGCUCUAGCGGCGGCUGGAGGGUCUGUCUCGCAGCAGGGGACUUCUCUAUCAGCUGGCUUGCAUCAAAAGCUAGAUGAUUUAGGGUCCAGUGGAGGAGUAGGUAGGACCAGUUGGGCUAUGGUGGGAGGGAAUUUAGGGAGGCCCCAUAUGGCUGCAGCAACUGGGCUAUGGCCCCCUGCUGGGUUUGGUUUUUCUCCACAGUCAUCUUCAUCUGGUCCCUCUACUACAAAUCUGGGAGGGACUGAGAGCAGCUCUAACUAUCUUCAAAAGAUUGGCCUUCCUGGGUUUGACUUGCCAGUCACCAACAUGGGUCCUAUGAGCUUCACUUCUAUUCUGGGUGGGGCAACUCAACAGCUGCCUGGUUUGGAACUUGGGUUGUCUCAAGAUGGCCAUCUUGGGGUUAUGAAUCCUCAGGCUUACCAAAUUUACCAGCAGAUGGGUCAUGCUAGAGUGCACCACCAGCAGCAACAGCAGCAGCACCACCACCACCACCAGCAACAGCACCAAGCUCCUUCUUCUAAGGAUGAUUCUCAAGGCUCAGGAGGACAGUAGGAACCAACACGAGAAAUUGGUGGUCAAAGUUUAGAUCUUUGUGAAAUCAAGCAGUAGUAGCAUUUGGUUGGGGACUGAGUUUGUUUUGGUAAUGGUAGUUUUAUUGUAUACUUGGAGAGAAUUCAAUAGGGGCCCUGAAAAUGGAUGUUUCUUUUGCUCCUUGUUUUGUUCUCCAUUGCAUGACUCAAGUCUCCAUAUAAAGGUGGGAAUUGUGCACAGCCAGAUUGAUGGUUUGAGUGUUGGGCUUAACUGCUGCUUUAAUUCAGAGGUGUGUUGAUUAUAGUGUAAGCCAUCUUUAGUUAUUUAGUUCUUCACUACGUUUGAAUGGAAGUGGUUCUCCGAGUUUGUUUGUAAAAACUUAAACCAUAGAGUUCUACAGUUAUACUUAUCCAAAUUUUUUUCCCUAGAUCGGUUGUUCUUAAUCAUCUAAGAUCUUCAUUUUGUUUUGCAGAAAUGAGCAAUUUACGACUAUGCCAAUCAUUUAUCUACUACUUGUACUCUGCUUGCUUUCUUGUUACUUCCAAAAAAAAUGCAUCUUUAGUUCUUUGUGCUUA
Molecule: messenger RNA, 2324 nt
Organism: Argentina anserina (silverweed cinquefoil)
Lineage: Eukaryota; Viridiplantae; Streptophyta; Magnoliopsida; Rosales; Rosaceae
Product: transcription factor TCP20
Exons: 2
Coding region: 772-1770 (332 amino acids)
Cellular component (GO): nucleus
Molecular function (GO): sequence-specific DNA binding; DNA-binding transcription factor activity
Source: RefSeq, a predicted model, not a curated record